AGGGCAUUUUAGAUGGGGUGCACAGAUUCUCCAAAUAGUUUGUGGGAGGAGCAUUGGAGAGAGAGUCUCAAAACGUUUCCCUGAAUUUACGGUAGCCGAGUUUAUAUUGUCACGUUGUCCAUUAUCCCUUUAUGUUCUCUUACCUGCAUUUUCCCGAAUGUUUAGAAGGGGACAUUGUUAAAGACUGAAGAGAGAAAAGCCGCAGCACCACUCAGUAGGAAGGUAAUUGGACAGUUUGCGCUCAGAAAAGUCCGAUGAAUGGCUCAAGAUUCCCCUAUGAUUGAGGUAUCGAUUCCGUCGCUGGAGCGAGAGGUAGACGAGUCGGGGAAAUUGAGAAAGCUCUUCAGAGUUGAGAUAUUGUUCAAUGGAAGGAAACACUUUGUGCUCAGAAGACACAGUGAAUUCCAGACCCUGCACAGAAAGCUGAAGAAGAUUCUGCAUCCCCCAGACUUUCCCAGCAAGAGGAGCACUCAUCUGAGAACCAAGCCUCUUGAGCAGAGGAGGCAGCAGCUGGAGGACUACAUUCAGGAUAUAAUUUACCAGUAUGAAGAAGUCCCUCAGGUGCUGCUGGACUUCCUGCAUGUGAAACAUUUCCACUCUGGGAACAAAAUAAGCAGCCUUGAAUCAUUUGAUGAUAGUGACCCUCAGGGAUAUGGCUGUCAGCUGCAGCAUCAGCGUGUGGUGGGAUUCUGUCGUGACCCCUAUCUCCUGGAGUCCCCCUCAGAUCUGCCGGACAUUGUCAUGGAUGGGGUCCUGCAGGGCUUGUACCCCCGAGACAUCCGUGUCAGCUUCACAGCCUGCACAAAACCCAGCCUCCCAGAGAGACCCAGUCUGGCUCCAGCCCGUACCGUCAAAGCUCCAGUGAUUCCCUCUAUAUAGUGGCAGCCAAUGCAGAAGUCCUGACACUAGGAUCUGUGAAUUUUAAGUGACCUUGAUAGUAAUUUGGAUGUAUGUCCAGUGUCUGAGUCAGCAAUCAAUGGAGGCCCAUUUGCUUGUAUACUACCAUACAAUAGAAAAUGUUUAGGUUACCCUGGGUGCUUGACUAAAGUCACAUAGGCCAAUUGAAGAUGUUCUUGAAAAAGCAAUGUCAUAAGGUGGGGUGGUAACUGCAAUUUGGUUUGUAAGCAGAGUUGAUGAGUACAUUAACUGCCUUAGCUCACCUGCCAGAUCGAUUUGAUGCCUCACUAAUAGGGUGACAGGUAGCCUAGCGGUUAGCUUGUCAGGCCAGUAAAUGAAAGGUUGCUGGCUCGAAUCCCCGAGCUGAGUGAAAUGUUGUGCCCUUGAGGAAGGCACUAAACCCUAGUUUUCCCCAGGGGAGCUGUACUACUAUGGCUGACCCUGUAAAACAUGUCACUGCACCUAUCCAGUGUGGCAAUAGUCUGCCUGGAUUGACAGUUUCACAAUCACUGGCAUGUCAUAUGUAAAUGUUUAAGUGUUAAGCUUUAUGUGAUAUGCCCCAAUCAAGUGGUCAGUUUGGAUGGCCCAUGUUCAUAUAAAAAUGUUCAUUGUUCUACUUGCAAUCUUA
This is a messenger RNA of Salmo salar (Atlantic salmon), 1525 nucleotides long. RefSeq names its product sorting nexin 22 (gene snx22). Gene Ontology annotation, molecular function: phosphatidylinositol phosphate binding. NCBI's taxonomy places the organism in Eukaryota, Metazoa, Chordata, Actinopteri, Salmoniformes, Salmonidae. The record is from RefSeq and is a predicted model, not a curated record.